Molecule: messenger RNA, 1565 nt
Organism: Alexandromys fortis (reed vole)
Lineage: Eukaryota; Metazoa; Chordata; Mammalia; Rodentia; Cricetidae
Gene: Pole4
Product: DNA polymerase epsilon 4, accessory subunit
Exons: 4
Coding region: 133-492 (119 amino acids)
Biological process (GO): DNA-templated DNA replication
Cellular component (GO): nucleus; epsilon DNA polymerase complex
Molecular function (GO): protein heterodimerization activity
Source: RefSeq, a predicted model, not a curated record
GCGCGCCCCGCCUCGUGAGGACCUAGCCACGCCCACUCCGAGGGGCGUGGUCUCCGACCGGCGCGGGAAAAGGGGCCGGCGCCGCGUGUGCGCGCUCAGCCGGCGAUCGCGCGCAGGACGUUCGGGGUGGGGAUGGCGGCGGCGGCGGCGGCGGCGGCUGGGAGCGGGACGCCCAGAGAGGAGGAGGCUCCUGGAGGGGAGGCCGCGGCUACGCAGGCCCAAGCCCCGACGACUGCACCCAGGGCUGGGCUCUCCAGGCUGCCUCUGGCCAGAGUGAAGGCUCUGGUGAAGGCGGACCCUGACGUAACGCUCGCGGGACAGGAAGCCAUCUUUAUCCUGGCGCGUGCCGCGGAACUGUUCGUGGAGACUAUCGCGAAGGAUGCGUACUGCUGUGCUCAACAAGGAAAGAGGAAAACCCUCCAGAGGAGAGAUUUGGAUAAUGCAAUAGAAGCUGUGGAUGAAUUUGCUUUUCUAGAAGGUACCUUGGAUUGAUUACAGAGCUGGAUGACUUGGUGAGCCUUUGCUGCAUCCUUCAUCUUUCCCUGUGCAAGCCUCAGCUUUGGAGAGAGUCUGCGCAUGCACACAAUCUUCUUCUACUUUACUCAAGCUGCAGAGAUCUCCACAAAGUCUUCCCUUCCUCAGUCUUCCACAGCCUGGAUGUAGCCUACGCUGCUUGGGGCAGCGAUGAGAGGACUGUUCCGCAUAAGUGUGGCUCAGUGAGUGAGGAGACCAGAAUAAAGGUCUUUGGUCAGCUUCGCUCCUGUGUUUUAUGGUCCUGCCUUUGCUCUUGCCCUGUGACUGGAGAACCCUGUGGUCAGGCACAGAUGUUUCCUCAUCUACCAACCAUCCUGAGUCAACGUUUUUAUUAACUUUGUUCUUUCUCAGCAUGUCAUUGGAAUGUGGGUCUAUAAUUUAUGGGAUACCGUAACUCCUCCUUAGGAAUCGAAUCAAUGUGGUCCUAAGUUUUUUUUUUUUUCCUAAGUUUUAUUGAAGUAUAAUUCAUGUGUCAUAAACAAUUUAAACUGUAAAGUUCAGUGUUUCUUUAAUAUUCAUAGGUAUGUGUAGCGACAUUUUGAACAUCUUCCUGUGAACAGAUUCACAUGAGUCUUUUGUUUGACAAGAUUUAGAUUAUGUUAUUUAAAUUUUAUCUAUGCUAUCAUAUGUAUUUGUACCCUUUCCUUUAAGUUGUGAGAUAUACAUAAUAUAAAGCUUCCCAUUUGAGCUGCUUUCCAGUGUGUUCUCGGUGGCGUUGAAUAUAUCAGUGUCGCGUUGCACAACCGUCGUCAUCCUUCGCCUGCAGAGAUUUGUCAUAACGGUCUCAGCCUGGAACAUCAGGUGCAUGGAACACUGACUUCCUUUCCCUUUCUCUUCCUGUGCCUGUGUGAGGUGUGGGUGGUGUAUCUGGAGCAUUUAGAAUGUUCAGGAAGGCAACAGAAAGCCUUGGCUGGUGCUUCUUACAGUAUUCUACAGUGUAGAUAUCUUUUAAUACCAAGUCUGAAGGCUGUUUUCUCUAGAAUAAUAAACUCAGUUUUGUAACAUGUUAAAAAUAAACUUUCAGAAAAAUA